Molecule: messenger RNA, 723 nt
Organism: Lottia gigantea (owl limpet)
Lineage: Eukaryota; Metazoa; Mollusca; Gastropoda; Lottiidae
Exons: 1
Source: RefSeq, a predicted model, not a curated record
CAAGUUAACAUCCGCUUCCACGUGAUUGAUGAGAGUGGUAUAUGGCAAGUUAACAUCCGCUUCCAUGUGAUUGAUGAGAGUGGUAUAUGGCAAGUUAACAUCCGCUUCCACGUGAUUGAUGAGAGUGGUAUAUGGCAAGUUAACAUCCGCUUCCAGGUGAUUGAUGAGAGUGGUAUAUGGCAAGUUAACAUCCGCUUCCACGCAAUUGAUGAGAGUGGUAUAUGGCAAGUUAACAUCCGCUUCCACGUGAUUGAUGAAAGUGGUAUAUGGCAAGUUAACAUCCGCUUCCAUGUGAUUGAUGAGAGUGGUAUAUGGCAAGUUAACAUCCGCUUCCACGUGAUUGAUGAGAGUGGUAUAUGGCAAGUUAACAUCCGCUUCCACGUGAUUGAUGAGAGUGGUAUAUGGCAAGUUAACAUCCGCUUCCACGUGAUUGAUGAGAGUGGUAUAUGGCAAAUUAACAUCCGCUUCCACGUGAUUGAUGAGAGUGGUAUAUGGCAAGUUAACAUCCGCUUCCACGUGAUUGAUGAGAGUGGUAUAUGGCAAGUUAACAUCCGCUUCCACGUGAUUGAUGAGAGUGGUAUAUGGCAAGCUAACAUCCGCUUCCACGUGAUUGAUGAGAGUGGUAUAUGGCAAGUUAACAUCCGCUUCCAUGUGAUUGAUGAGAGUGGUAGAUGGCAAGUUAACAUCCGCUUCCACGUGAUUGAUGGGUUAGUUGGUACAUGA